Molecule: messenger RNA, 309 nt
Organism: Exophiala xenobiotica
Lineage: Eukaryota; Fungi; Ascomycota; Eurotiomycetes; Chaetothyriales; Herpotrichiellaceae
Exons: 1
Coding region: 1-309 (102 amino acids)
Source: RefSeq, a predicted model, not a curated record
AUGAGCAUUUGUCGCUGGCCCGAACGUGGAAAAGGAGGAUGUCACCAAUGUCGCCUUCAGCAGAUAGCCAAAGUUUCAGCAGUUCGGCAACAGGAAAGCGAGCCUCGCAAGGUCUCACAGAUACAACGAAGAUUCGCAAUGUCGACCGGUCCGACCACGAGGUGGACGCUGAGGCGGAAGACGACUAAGCCUCCAACCAGAUUCGAUGGCCCCGAUUCCCUACUACGGUCCCAGAUUACCGCCAGCAGGAAGUCGAUCUUUCCCAGUUCAUUUAGGCAAAAUAUCUUUGUUGGCUCUUUAGGAAGGUAA